This is a messenger RNA of Melampsora larici-populina 98AG31, 582 nucleotides long. RefSeq lists its product as uncharacterized. The transcript is spliced from 4 exons. Bases 1 to 582 code for a protein of 193 amino acids. The record is from RefSeq and is a predicted model, not a curated record. Lineage: Eukaryota; Fungi; Basidiomycota; Pucciniomycetes; Pucciniales; Melampsoraceae.
AUGGAUAAAACGGUCAUGAUUGCACUUGGCUAUGUGACAGCACGAGAUACCGUCAAAGAUCCAAUUUACAAGGGCAAAUCGACCAUCGUCAUUACCCUUCAGUCCCAAGAUUACAAUCCCAUAACCAAGAUCCCCGUUACUUGGUACACGAAACAUCAUAUACCGCCCGUUCGCAAUAUGGAAAAAGCUCAAAAUAUCUGUCAAGUGGGCCGCGAAGUACAGUUAGUCGGCAUCAUCAAAGACUAUGACGGAGUCAACUACAUGUGGGAAACUGAGGUCACUGCCAUUAGCAGAUGCCAAGGCGAUGCCCCGAGUCUUGCAACUAAAGUCGUUACGAAACCUGGCACACCCAGCGGCGGACAAGUGCCACUGACAUUGAGACGCAACAGAGCGAGCAAUGCCGCAAGUACAUCGGCGUCCACUCUUGACGCCGGUCCUAGCAGUACUCCAACCGAGCCUCUCAGUCAAGCAGAUAACGUCGACACUGCCAACGAAACUGAGAAAGACAAAACUGAGAAAGACGAAAACAAUCUGCCCAGCGACAGCAUUGUCAAUUCCUCACCACUCAAACGUCAAAGAUGA